UGCAAACCAGAAAGCGCACAUAACACAACGCUAUCAAGCACCGUUCGUCCGCUGAUCUGUACAUUUUGUAGUAAUGACAAUCUUCAUUGUGGCUGCGAUUUUUCUGUGCCUUAUGAUCAACGCUUGUGAUGCAGUCGGUGAUAAUGUUCCUCAGUUGACAAUCGCCUCGGUCGUGGCGUACGAUAGCGUCCAGAACCAGAUUUCCUGGCAUAUUCGUGGACUGCUUGUGGGAACUGAGGAACUGAAGAUGAAGUUUGCCGGACGCUUGACUAUUGAGCAUAAAAUUAUCUGGGUGACAAAUAUGUCGCAGGGACCGGAUAUCGCCGCUAAUAUUGUCAAACUGGCGUCGGAUUUGUAUUAUCGGGAACGGGAAAAAAACCAUUCCGUAAUUUUCUGUCAUCCAGGUUCGUUUGAAGAUAUUUAUCAACUCGGAUCGAUUGCGCAAGAAUGGAACGUUUUGCUGCUGACAACGGUAGGAAGCAGUUACGUGAUUACCCCCAAAAGCUUCCCCACCGUGGUAUCCAUGACCUACCGGCAACAGCGCUCCUUCGCCGAGUUUAUGAUGGUGGUGUUUGAUGAGUUCAAUUGGAAGACCAAUCUGUGGUUGUGCGAUCAGGAAACCAGCACCGGUGUCUACGCUCCAUCAGUGUGCUUCAAUGCCGGCAAGAUUCUGGCCGAUCAUCCCAAGUUCGUAACCAACAUGAUCGAUUUCAACUCCAAGAAGGCCUGGGAUCCCGUUCAAUUAUUGGAGAGUGCCAAGAAGCAGUCGCGCAGUAAGAUCAUCAAUAAUCCAACGCUUUUCUGA
Messenger RNA from Paramacrobiotus metropolitanus, 805 nucleotides. RefSeq lists its product as uncharacterized. The transcript is spliced from 4 exons. Lineage: Eukaryota; Metazoa; Tardigrada; Eutardigrada; Parachela; Macrobiotidae. Bases 74 to 805 code for a protein of 243 amino acids. The record is from RefSeq and is a predicted model, not a curated record.